Molecule: messenger RNA, 995 nt
Organism: Hypoxylon trugodes
Lineage: Eukaryota; Fungi; Ascomycota; Sordariomycetes; Xylariales; Hypoxylaceae
Exons: 2
Coding region: 331-807 (158 amino acids)
Source: RefSeq, a predicted model, not a curated record
GGCUUGGCAAUCCUGGAAUAACUACAUGGAAACUGGAACUCAAUGCGAUUAGUUGAUGUGACUUCCAUCCCACUGUCUCCCUAUCAUCUUAACGUGCAAACACUGUCAAUCAACGAAUACACGAUGAAAGCUCAACGAGGAGAAAGAGGUACCGCCACGAUGGAUAUUGCACCAUCAUGGGGUCUAUAUAAGGAUAGAGCUCGUCGCUGCUCUUUCCAAUGAAAUAAUAUUAAUUCAUCAACACAUCUACUACUAGAAUUAACUCUCUCAUCAAAUCGUAUACCUUCAACUUAACCAACCACUCCAAUAAUCAAUUCACCAUCAAUCAAAAUGAAGACCGUCGCAGCUCUCUCUUCCCUCCUACUCCUCGGAGCCACCUCCGUCUCUGCCGCCCCCGUUACCGAGAGGCAAGCACAGGCUCCCACUGAGCUGGACAUCACCAAGUUCAGCGCCAACACUCAACCCCACGGCUCCGGUGCCUUUAUCUCCUUCAAUGUUGCCGUCCCCGGUACCUCAGUAUCCACUACUUGCAAGUACUCGGACUUCACCUCCGACUCUUCGCUACCCUCAGUGUCCCUACGCGCCUGCGACGAUGCGGCCGUCGAAUGGCAGUUCCGCCAAGACCCGUCGCAGCCUGGCACCGAGGGUGACUACCGUGUCGUCGUCCUCUACACUUACGACGGUGCUAAGAAGGUCGCUGGUUACCACGAGUGGCCCGCCACCGACUUCCCCCUCGAGAGCUUCGGCUCCACCUCCGAGACCAUCUACCGCGGCAACACUGACUUCGUCAUGACCAACCUGUCUUAAGGGACUAGAUGGGUUGUGCCUGUUGAACUCGAGGAUGGCGAUUGUUUUAGAUUAUAGACCUCAAAAACUGCUCGGGAUCAAUUAGAGUGGGCGUUCGAUUCGGAAAAGGAGGGGUUGAUGCAGUGAAGCAAUUCCGACAUCACCGAAACGAUCAUUAGUAAUAAUUGCUUUUUUAUUUUCUCUUUUCA